Messenger RNA from Cornus florida, 672 nucleotides. RefSeq lists its product as uncharacterized. The transcript has a single exon. The coding region runs from base 1 to 672 and encodes 223 amino acids. The record is from RefSeq and is a predicted model, not a curated record. Lineage: Eukaryota; Viridiplantae; Streptophyta; Magnoliopsida; Cornales; Cornaceae.
AUGGGGAGGCUGGGUUUUGGGGUGAAAUGCAUUUCGUCAGUGAGAUUCUGGAUGUUGGUGAAUGGGGCUACGUCUGGCUUCUUUGGCAGUUCUCGGGGAUUGAGACAAGGGGAUCAUCUUUCUCCUUUUUUGUUCACUAUUGUUAUGGAGGCUCUUAGCAAGUUGAUGAGGAGGGCUAUGGAUUUGGGAUUCAUUAGGGGCUUCAGGGUGGGCAGAGACUCUUAUGAGAUAGAGGUUUCCCAUUUGUUAUUUGCGGAUGAUACAUUAGUCUUAUGUGAUGCUGAUGUGUCCCAAAUAAGAUAUUUGAGAUGUCUUUUAGUUUGCUUUCAGGCUGUUUCGGGUCUAAAAGUGAUAAGGAAGAGUUCGUUAGUCCCUGUGGGGGAGGUGCAUAACAUUGAUGAGCUUGCAGCGGUGCUUGGGUGUGGGAUCUCCUCUUUCCCCAUUUCUUAUUUGGACUUGCCUCUGGGUUCACCGUCAAGAAGGGUGGGAGGUUGGGACCCUGUGGUUGAGAGGUAUGAGAAGAGACUUGCUGAGUGGAAGAAGCAGUAUCUUUCGACGGGCGGGAAGGUCACCCUCAUGAAGAGCACAUUGGCGAGUCUUCCCACAUACUUUCUCUCUCUUUUUCAGAUCCCAGCCACCAUGGCUGAAAGGAUUGAAAGGCUAAUUGCGUAA